AUGUCGCAGGCUAUCACUUUCAAGCUGAGCAACGGCGUUGCGAUUCCGGCGUUGGGAUUCGGCACCUUUUCGAACGAAGGCGUUAAAGGAGAAACCUACAAAGCCGUCCUUCAUGCUCUGCGCGCUGGCUACAGACAUCUGGACUGUGCCUGGUUCUACAUGAAUGAAGAGGAGGUUGGCGAGGGCAUCAAAGAUUUCCUAAAGGAGAAGCAGAGCGUCAAGCGAUCCGACCUGUUCAUCACCACCAAGGUCUGGAACCAUCUGCACGAGUUUGAAGAGGUGGAGUGGUCAUUGAACGACUCCCUCAAAAAGUUGCAGCUGGAGUAUGUGGACCUAUUUUUGGUUCACUGGCCGAUUGCUGCCGAGAGAGAUGAUGAUUAUAUGCCGAAGAUCGGCUCGGAUGGCAAGUACGUCAUUAAGGAGGAAUUAACCAAGAAUCCUGAGCCGACAUGGCGUGGCAUGGAGGCCGUCUACAACGCUGGAAAGGCCAAAGCCAUCGGGCUAUCCAACUUCACCAUCCCCGGAAUCAAGCAGGUCCUUAGCUUUGCAAAGGUCCCGCCGCAUGCCAAUCAGAUCGAAAUUCACCCUUUCCUCCCCAACACUGAACUCGUCAACUUCUGUUUCUCCCAUGGGAUCCUGCCCCAGGCGUACUCACCCCUUGGCUCCCAGAACCAAGUCCCCAGCACUGGUGAAAAGGUCGCUACCGAUCCUACUCUCAAUGCUAUUGCUAAACAAGGCGGGCAUACGCUGGCCCAGGUGCUGAUUGCUUGGGGACUGAAGAGGGGCUAUGUGGUUCUACCCAAGAGUUCAAACCCAGCCCGCAUUAGUAGCAAUUUUAGGGAGAUUGAGCUGACGGAACAGCAAUUUGAGGCUGUGAACCUUGUGGCUGAGGGUAGGCACUGUCGUUUUGUGAAUAUGAAAGAUACUUUUGGGUAUAAUGUUUGGCCCGAGGAGGAAUAA
Ophidiomyces ophidiicola is the source of this 960-nucleotide messenger RNA. RefSeq names its product Glycerol 2-dehydrogenase (NADP(+)) (gene GLD2). The transcript is spliced from 2 exons. The coding region runs from base 1 to 960 and encodes 319 amino acids. The record is from RefSeq and is a predicted model, not a curated record. Gene Ontology annotation, cellular component: cytosol. Gene Ontology annotation, molecular function: aldose reductase (NADPH) activity. Lineage: Eukaryota; Fungi; Ascomycota; Eurotiomycetes; Onygenales; Onygenaceae.